UUUUUAGUUUUUGGUUUUUAUAAUUGAUCUAGUUUAAAGCAGUUGUUAUGAGGUGCAAACCUUAAUCAGAGGAAAACAAAUAUUGAUGCAGUGUUGAAUAACGUCCAAGAAAUGCAUGCCGCCUGAUAGAUAGGAAAAACUAUCUUAAGCAUUGUUUGGAAACGAAUAAAAGCGGUUAAAAAUUGAUUUACCCAAAAAUAAUCAAAAUUAUAAGUGAACGAUUGCAAAAAGCGAACUAGAUUAAGAACAAAAGCAAUCAAGCAGUCAUCAUGCAGUCGUAGCGUUCGGAAUACGCCUAUAAUAACGCUGAGACAAAAGCAAAAGAUUUCGCGCCGAAAAGGAGGACGGCGAAAAAAACACUGAAAGCGUUGCGAAAAACUUACAGAAAACCGAUUCUAAAUGGACUCUGUUGCGGGGAAAAUGUUCACAAAUUAAAAGCAAGUGCGUGCGGUUGUAAUUGUGAUCCGUAGAGCCCGUACCGCCCCGCCGCCGCCACCGCCCCGCACCCUUGCCAACAACACACAUACAAAACACAAACACACACACAAUGGCACCAGCGAAAAAACGCGAGAAAGACAAUAAUGCAGAUGGCGCGGCCACCAAUGGCCUAAAUCUAAACGGAAUGGCCAACGGAGCACCGGAUGCGGGAAAUGGAGGCUCCACUGUAUCGCCGGCAGCCGAGGUUCAGAUCAAACUCAAUGGCCACCAGCAGGAGCAGGAACUCUUUUUGCAGGCCUUCGAGAAGCCCACGCAGAUAUAUCGCUACCUGCGAAACCGACACGAGACCAAUCCUAUCUUCCUGAACCGCACGCUCAGCUACAUGAAGGAACGCAUGUCAAGGAACAACAAAAAACGUACCGGCUUCCAGGUGAACUCCAUCUUGGACAGCAUUACCCAAAAGUCGGAGGCUGUGAGCCAAAACUACCUGCACAUCAUCUACGAUUCGCUGCAAGAGAAGCUGCAGUCGACGGCAACGGGCAAUGAUUCGGGCGAGGAUUUGCUGCAGGAACAGCUACUUUGCGAACCUGGUGAGUCGGUGAGCGUGGAGACGACGCUCUACAAGAUCACACGCAGCAAGCGCAAGGACAGCACGCUGGACAUUCAGGAGCUGCUCAGCAAGAGCUCACAGAUCGUGUACAAUCCAAAGGAUCACGUGGUGGAGCACGCCACCAUCAGCAUUCCCCUGCAAACGAUGCGGCCAAUGGGUGAGCAGCAUACGCUGUACAAGCUGCUCUUUCGCAUCAAGGUGCUGGCGCCAAGCACAUGCAACGAUGAGAAUGCAGAAACUCCACCAAACAAGCGAUCGCGUCGCAAUGAAAAGAUGUUUGGCUCGGAGCUGAUACUGUACGAAAAGUCGAGCGGCUUUAUCACCGAAGGCGAAUACGAGGCCAUGCUGCAGCCGCUGAACACCACCAGCAUUAAGUCCUUCUCACCAAAGAAAUGCACCUGGGAAACGAUGCCCGAUAGCUACAUUCCACUGUCGUUAACCUACGAUGUCUACCAGCAGAGUCCCAUGCUCAAGUUCCAUCUGACACUGUCCAAUGAGCAGCUGCCCGAGAUUAUUAAGGCGCCGGAGCUGCAGCGAUAUGUCCAGCAUCUGGAUGCGGUGGCCGAGAUGAAUCACAAUAACAAUAAUUACAGCAACAAUAACAACUGCAGUGGCUUGAAGAACGGCAGCACCUUGUGCAAAUCCACGCCGGAGCACAUUCAGAUCGUCUACAAUUUUAUGUACAGCAACAAUACACGCCAGCAGACAGAGUACACGCAGGAGCUGAACUGCCCGUGGUGCGGAUUGGACUGCCUGCGUCUGUAUGCCUUGUUGAAGCACCUUAAACUCUGCCACGCGCGCUUCAACUUCACCUACCAGCCGGCUGGAAGUGGGGCGCGCAUCGAUGUCACCAUAAAUGAUGCCUACGAUGGAUCGUAUGCCGGAUCGCCUUACGACCUGGCCGGACCGUCGGGCUCCUCGUUUGCCCGCACCUGCGGACCGGUGAGACGCACCUCGGUCACCAGCCUGAUGGUCUGCCGGCCAAGACGCCAGAAGACCUGCCUGGACGAGUUCCUGGAACUGGACGAGGACGAGAUCAGCAACCAGCGUUCGUACAUCACGGGUCACAACCGACUUUACCACCACACGGAGACCUGCCUGCCAGUGCAUCCAAAGGAGCUGGACAUCGACUCCGAGGGCGAAAGCGAUCCGCUGUGGCUGCGCCAGAAGACCAUCCAGAUGAUCGACGAGUUCUCCGACGUGAACGAGGGCGAAAAGGAGCUGAUGAAGCUGUGGAAUUUGCACGUGAUGCGUCACGGAUUCGUGGGCGACUGCCAGCUGCCCAUUGCCUGCGAAAUGUUCCUCGAGGCCAAGGGCAACGAGAUUGUGCGCAAGAAUCUCUACCGCAACUUCAUCCUGCACAUGUGUUCGCUCUUCGAUUACGGCCUGAUUGCCGCGGAGACGGUCUACAAAACGGUGCAGAAGUUGCAGGGCAUGCUGAGCAAAUAUACAGCCGGUCAGGAGCUGAUGCAGCGGCAGCGCGAGGAGCAGCUCAAGUUCUGGCUAGAGGUGGGCAUGCACAAGAAGGUGGAGGAUCCGAAGACACUCAAGUCGCCGCAAAAGCCGGCACCGGCCGCAGACCAAGCAUCUACCUCCUCGGCAUCGAACUCGGGAAACGGAGCCUCCAGCAGUUCGAUGCAGCCGCCAAAGCGGAUGCCGGCCCAUCUGAAGCGCGGCGGUGCAACAUCGACCGCUGGCGGUCAGGGGAAGGCGAGCGAAAACGGCAGCAACAGUAGCAAUGGCACGAGCAACAACAGCAAGAACGUGGCCAAGAAGAGUGCCGAUCAGCCAUUCAGCACCUUGGCGAACACUAGGGAGCGGCGAUCGGAUCCUGGCCAGAAGCGCAGUGUCAGCGGAACGCGACUCGCUGCAGCUUCCACCGCGAAGCGCAAGCUGAACGACAAAGAUAAUGCAGCGCUGAACAAGCGACAGCGCUACAGCGACGGAAGUGCCGGGUCAGGAAACGGAAGUGGAGCAGCCAGCCGCAACAGAAGCAAUAACCAUUCACUGCCAGCAACCAGUAACAAUAACAACAACAGUAGCAGCAGCAGCAGCAACAGCAAACGAACAAUCGCCCGACGUCGAUCCAGUUCGGAAAGGACCAAGGCGAGCGGAUCGGCGGGAGGCGUUCGCACCAGGCUAUCGGUGCCGUCGAAAUACGAGAGGCGCUGACGCAGGCGCCGCCGCUGCUGCUGCUGCUGCUCCACCUCCUCCUCGUCCUCAUUGAUCGCCUCCCGUUGAUUCACAUCCAUCGCAGAGCUUAGUUUGCUUAAUUUUUAGUCGCCAACCUUUUUGAACGCGAUGCCAAGCCAGGCACUUAUUAUAAACCAUUAUCUUUAUUGCUAUGUUUCUAUUAUGUUGUGUUGUAUUUAGUUUUUGAUUUAUAAUGUUGGACAUUUGUAAAAACAAAUACCUUGUCGGAUUUCGCAUUGACCUCAAAAUUGUUUACGUGGUUCGUUGCUUUUAACGCCGACUCUUUUAAGCCUUCACUUCAGUUGUACGCCAAAAUCGAAACCUAAAAUCAAAUAUAUUUAACUCUAAUUUGCCAGUUACUUAACAAUACAGAAGAUACAGGGGCAUUUUAAACGCAAAAAUUCAAAACUAAUUUGAAUUAUUUUGAAUAUACUUCAGAUCUUGUUCAGCUCAUGUAAAUUCACCUUUUGUGGCAAAGAAAUGAGACAAAUUUAUCAUAUGUAAUUAGGGCAGAGUGUAUACAAAUAUAUAUUUACAGCAAUAAGCAAAUCUAUUUUUAAAGCUAAAUGCGUACUUGACAAGCAAAACAUAAUUCCAAAAUCACAGAAAAAACAAACACAAAUUAUCACUAGCGCCUACACUUACAAUUAAACAUACGUGCAUAAAUAAAACUUCACUUGAAAUACACUCACACGAAAAAGGAUACUGCUAAAAGCCACUGAAUAAAGUAUACAUUUAUAUUUUUACAGUGCA
Messenger RNA from Drosophila ficusphila, 3994 nucleotides. It is a transcript of the gene Su(z)12, whose product is annotated as polycomb protein Su(z)12. Gene Ontology annotation, molecular function: chromatin DNA binding. The transcript is spliced from 6 exons. The coding region runs from base 548 to 3220 and encodes 890 amino acids. Gene Ontology annotation, cellular component: nucleus; ESC/E(Z) complex. The record is from RefSeq and is a predicted model, not a curated record. NCBI's taxonomy places the organism in Eukaryota, Metazoa, Arthropoda, Insecta, Diptera, Drosophilidae.